This is a messenger RNA of Eremomyces bilateralis CBS 781.70, 729 nucleotides long. RefSeq lists its product as uncharacterized. Lineage: Eukaryota; Fungi; Ascomycota; Dothideomycetes; Eremomycetales; Eremomycetaceae. The record is from RefSeq and is a predicted model, not a curated record. Bases 175 to 519 code for a protein of 114 amino acids. The transcript has a single exon.
AGGCUGGGGCCAGAUAUAAUAUUCCCUGCAAUUCGACAAUUUCCCUCUAAUUGGCGUUCAGUGUCCCGAAUACAUACGUACCUACCUAGCGUGAUCUACUGCGGACAGUACGCCUGCGGCUAUUUCGACUCGUACAUUGGCUAGGGGUGAAGAAUAGAAGUGUCGCAGGUCACGAUGCACGAGGCUAGGAUAUGGCUAUCUCUUUUUAUUUUAGCAUCAAACAGCGGAGGUUGUCCAAGGAUGAAGGAGAAGGUCGAAACAGGUCACUAUGUUCGAGGAACAUGGAACAAGCUGAACCAUCUCAAAUGCCGAUAUACCGAUGUGAACGGGUCAAUGGGCUGGUCGACCGGACUGGUACAUAGGGUGUACGCUGCUGUGCUCGGCUACUGUGUCCCCACUCCCCAGACCUCAUUCUGCGAGCCACACUUGCAUCUGCAUGGGAUGAUUCAUGAUGCUGGGACUUGGGAGGCUCCCGAGUGGGGUUCAGGAACGGGUAGGGGGGGUGACUCGUUGGGAUGAGACUUGGAGAGCGUUGUGACUGGGCAGAAGCUCCAGCUAUUCAACUAUCCCAGGUUCAGAUAUCCAACUCUAUUCCAUCCCUCUACGGACAGCUGAGCAAUUAAUCUAGUCACUGAUUGAUAUGUCGGUAUACAUAUGACGCAUACCAGAAUCGGACAUUUAUUGAAUCCCACCCAACUCCACGGAUCAGGUCAUCCCAUGCCCCCAUUU